AUGGCACCAACAACGAUCGCUGAGCAGCAAAAGCUGGUGAAAGCUAUCUGCAACAAAUUCAUCUCCCACCCAGUCACACCCUGGAAACCAAUUUCCCAGCAUCAGAAAGAUAAAUCUCGCGACCCACCCGCAAGAGGUCCUAUCUGGAUCAGCAGAACUUCCUUCCCAGCACCACCAGAGGAGGAGAACGAUUUAUGUGAGGCCUUAUUUCGAGUCUGCCAACAACUCAAGCAACCCCACCAGACCGUCGCAGCACAAUCUGAAGCUCCAUUGCGUGAGAUCGGCCUCAAAUUUAUCGGCAAUCGCAUUGGAGUCGCGUCAAACGCGCCUGAACCAGACAUAACAGAAUUGGAGACGCUACAAGCUUUGGAAAGUGAAUGUGAGGCAGACUUCACCAUUUUGUACUUUCACGGAGGAUUUUAUUUCAGCAGCCCGCCACAAUACCGUGUCUCAACAUGUCGCCUUGUGCGGAAGACCAAAGCUCGAGUCGCUGCUAUUCGCUAUCGAUUGUCACCCCAAAAUAUCUUCCCCGGGCGCCCUUCUUGAUGCGUUGGUCGCAUAUGCAAGUCUCAUAUACCCUCCACCAGGAUCAUCACAUACUGCGGUUCCCGCAAACAAGAUCGUGCUCGGUGGUGAUAGUGCAGGUGGAAGUCUUUGCUUCAGUUUGGUCAAAGUUCUUCUUGAGCUCAACAAGCAAGCCUUGAAGCCGCUACUCUUCCAUGGCAACCAGGUUUCUCUCCCUGUUCCAGCUGGACUCGCAGUAUGUAGCGCAUGGGCUGAUACGUGCGAUAUUAUGCCCUCAUGGCACAAGCCAGACGUCUUAGAUAUUUAUGGCAGUGUCAACCCCGCUCUUGUCCCUGGUUUCCCGACCGACAAUAUCUGGCCUUCCACACCACCACGAGAACACCUAUACUGUGCGGCCUCAACACUAGAUCACGAAUUGGUCACACCGGCAGCAGUGAAGGAUUGGACUGGAGCGCCACCAAUGCGGUUCACAUGCGGCGCGUUCGAACGGAACAUUGAUGGAAACAAAGCAGUCGCGGCCCAAGCAGCAAAGUGUGGCGUAACUGUUCAAUGGAAUGAAUAUGAGGGCAUGUUUCAUGAGUUUAUGGUCAUUGCUAGCAGCUUUCCACAAACAAAACACUGUGAGUAUCCACUUUCUUCUACCAACUUGCUUUCCAUCUCUUCAAUACACGCAGAGAUUCAUGCUGACCCCAAGAUAUUGUAGGUUACGAUAAUUGGGCCAAGGCCUGCGCAGAUCUGGCUGAUGGAAAAAUGGAAGUGCCGCACGCUAUUAGUUUCAAAAUUCCUAAUUUUAAAGAAUCUGACAAUCUUGGGAGGGUUACUGAUCUGUCACCUCUUCCUUUCGAUGAAAUGAGAAGACGAAUGCUUGUUGGAAACCCUGAGCGAGAAGUUUUAACUGGAAGAAAACCUUUGAAGAGACAUAGCAAGCUUUAGACUGUUGGAAGAAUUGAAAAAUGGAGAGUUUAGAUAUGCUGGAAGAUCAUAUCAUGCUCAGAGUAAAGAAUUGGC
Hymenoscyphus albidus is the source of this 1533-nucleotide messenger RNA. Lineage: Eukaryota; Fungi; Ascomycota; Leotiomycetes; Helotiales; Helotiaceae. The record is from the annotation of a GenBank genome assembly.